CACCCUGGGUCAAUCCGGCUGAUUGGGAUCUUUGUCAUGACAUAUUUCAGACGAUGUGUACUGAAUUGAACGGAUCCUAACCGGCCCAGUUCUAUCCCAAAUGUGUCAAAUUGAGGUGUGGAAUUUCCGUCCCAGGUCUUGGCGGGAGUGCAUCAAGCGAUCUUGGGCCCCGCUGGUUCAAUAUCGGAUCUCCAGCCUCCUGCCUGCGAUCAAUCCGGAUCUUGAGCACUCUCAUUCGGACGACGUGAACUCGCCUGAAAAGGAUCAGGCUGUGGUCAAAGAUGGCGCCAAUCUCAUGCACAUUUGGGCCUCCACCAUGAAAACGCUAGAAUGGGUGGAGACUUUGUAUUUGGAGACAAAAGUCUCGGAGACUUACCAAACCUUAUUGAAGGUUUUGCAAGAUCAUUUGAACAUUCCUGCCAGUAAAGACGCUGACCUCAUGAAGUUACUUCACCAAUCAGUCGCUAUUCUCAACGAGUUCUUCGAAAACAAUGAAUCGACCAAGUUUUUGAAGAAUGGUCUGAACCAGUGGAAUUGGUUGGAUAUGAGCGAGGAGUUCAGAAAUCGUCCUCUGAGAUGGCGAGUGGAGUUUUUAAGACAUAUUAAGCCCAACCUGAGGAGCGACAACGAUUUGAUGAGUAGCGUUCCAUCCGAUCCAUCUUCGGAGGUGGUCGAGAGUGGGAGCCAAGUCCAGGAAGAAGUUGAAAUUGUUGAAACCUUCCCCGCAAAUGCUCGUAGAGACGGUUCUGAAAAUCUGAAGGAGCAGACGAAAGGAGGCUUUCAACUUAUGCUGACGUACAUGGCACGAAAACUGAUAUCCUCGAAAUUGUGCCAGGAGGAGGAGGAGGCUCAAAGGAAAGCACUUCAUCACAUCAAAAGCUUGGAGGCUGCCGGAUUUAACUACAGGAAACUGCUGAGAUUCUAUUACAAAGAGAAGCAACGCCUAGAAAACGAUCACCGAGGUCAAGAGCUAAAGCCUAUUCUAUUCAAAACGAUUGCUUCCAAAAAUCGAGGGAUCGCAUCCAUGGAAGUCAGUCGAACUGUCGAUCUCAUCGAUAGCUUCUUUCGGAAGAGACAACGUCACUGUAUAUCAUAAAUCUGAGAAACGACAACCAUUGCAUAGCGAAUCUAUCCUCAUCAUUAUUUGCCUUAA
This is a messenger RNA of Tigriopus californicus, 1153 nucleotides long. RefSeq lists its product as uncharacterized. The coding region runs from base 101 to 1096 and encodes 331 amino acids. The transcript has 3 exons. The record is from RefSeq and is a predicted model, not a curated record. NCBI's taxonomy places the organism in Eukaryota, Metazoa, Arthropoda, Copepoda, Harpacticoida, Harpacticidae.